AUGGUAUGUGACGUAAUCUCUUCCUCAUAAGCUCGGUCUCUCAGCAGUUCAUGUGUGUGAGUGAGUGUGUGUUCGUGUGUGUGAGUGUGUAUGGACACCUGAGCAGGUGAGAACAUGAAUCAAGAAAAACUGGCAAAACUCCAAGCCCAGGUCCGGAUAGGAGGGAAGGGCUCUGCGCGCAGAAAGAAGAAGGUGGUUCACAGAACUGCCACAGCUGAUGACAAAAAGCUUCAGAGUUCACUAAAGAAGUUGGCUGUCAACAAUAUAGCUGGAAUUGAGGAGGUUAACAUGAUCAAGGAUGACGGGACUGUGAUCCACUUCAACAACCCCAAAGUUCAGGCCUCUCUGUCUGCCAACACCUUCGCCAUCACGGGCCACGCUGAGACCAAGCAGCUGACAGAGAUGCUUCCGGGCAUCCUGAGUCAGCUGGGGGCCGACAGCCUCAGCAGCCUGCGCAGACUGGCUGAACAGUUCCCUCGGCAAGCUCUGGACAGCAAGGCUCCAAAGGCAGAAGACAUUGAGGAAGAGGAUGAUGAUGUUCCAGAUCUGGUGGGGAACUUCGAUGAAGCCUCAAAGAACGAGGCAGACUGAGGCUCAUGAGGUUCAUGUGCACGGGGACUGGGCUGCAAUGAAGGGAGAAACCUUCUCCGCUGUUUUUAAGUCUAGUUUUCCAGACAUAUCAGACACUAUCCCCACAAAACCAGAGACUUUUCUACUUUACAGUGGCCCGAGGAUGUCCCGAGUCAGACUGUGCACUUAGAAAAGAAAAACUCCCUCCAAAUGGUUAAAAUCCCACACUGUGUCAGUCAUGGUCAGGAUUACAGUGGUCAUUAAAGCUAGUUUUAAGAAUUUUUUUUUGUUUUUGUUUUUUUUUUGUAUAUGAGACACAAUAAAAUUGAUUUUAACAUUU
This is a messenger RNA of Xiphias gladius (swordfish), 910 nucleotides long. RefSeq names its product basic transcription factor 3-like 4 (gene btf3l4). The coding region runs from base 115 to 591 and encodes 158 amino acids. Lineage: Eukaryota; Metazoa; Chordata; Actinopteri; Istiophoriformes; Xiphiidae. The record is from RefSeq and is a predicted model, not a curated record. The transcript is spliced from 6 exons.